AUGGCCACUAGACCUCCCCUUUCGCCUCCGGUGAACGAGACGGAGCAUUCCGUCAGCCGGAUUACUCGUGAAGGCAAAAGGAUCACAUACAAGCUCAAUGUUAUGCAACAGCCUGAACGUGCAAGAGCAUGCGGUGCCGGCGCCAAAUCAUCUGCGGACCGCCGCCCUGUUGAUCCCCCACCGGUUGUCGAGUUGCGUAUCUUCGAGUCCGAUCCGAACGAUGACGUACACAAGACAGAUAUCACCUUCGCCUACAACGCCAAUUUCUUCCUGUUUGCUACGCUAGAAACAGCUCGCCCCAUGGCGCAAGGACGGCUUGCCCCGACCCCAACGUUUCCCGUCCUCACAGGUGUCCCGGUGGCGGGAGUGGCAUACUUGGAUCGUCCGUCUCAGGCUGGAUACUUCAUCUUCCCCGACCUUUCCGUCCGGCAUGAGGGUAUCUAUCGGUUGAGUUUCCAUUUGUACGAGGAGACCAAGGACAGCAAGGAUGCGGAUGAAAGUGCACCAAUUCGGUCACCUAUGAUGAAGGGGAAGCCCUCGAUUCCUAAAUCGUUCUUAAACUUCCGUCUCGAAGUCGUCUCGGUCCCGUUCACGGUUUUCAGUGCCAAGAAGUUCCCCGGUCUGACCACCAGCACUUCCUUGAGCCGGAUCAUUGCAGAACAAGGUUGCCGGGUCCGUAUCAGGCGCGACGUCCGUAUGAGACGACGUGGCGACAAGCGAUCUGACGACUACGACUUUGAUGAGGAACGCUCCCACCGCGGCCGUAUUCCGGAUCGGUAUUCAACCCCUGACGCCUACGCAAACCCUGUUGAGCGUCCACGAUCGACCAGCAUUGGGUCCGUGGACCCUGCUUUCUCCUAUGGGCCUGAGGCUUCUCGUCGGCCAUCCGCCACGGAGUACGGCUUCUCAAAUCCUCAAGCUUAUCCACGAGCGAUCCCGCCGGCGCCUGCUCCUGCACCACCGUCCUCUUCUACACCCACUCCAGUUGCGCCCAUCGCGCCUUCUCGCAGUUCCUCUUACACUUCGCAUCUUUCAUUCGGCGCGACGCGGACUCAGUAUCCAGCCCCGCAGCUACCUGGCACUCCUCAGUCCGCAACCACGCCAACCCAGGUUUAUUCUCCUCAUCCCACUUAUACUCACGCGAGGAACCCGUCAACAAGCACUGAAUACGAGCCGAUGCCCUCUGGCUAUCCUCCCUCCCGAUUGCCGGCGGAGCGCUCUACCUACUCGAAGCCCUUGCCGCCUAUCCGCGUACUGCAUCAUUCAGAUCCUACCACAUAUCGAGCCAUGGCCAAUCCUGUGCCACCUCGCGCUCAAACUCCCUCCAACGCCGCUCCUUCACUUCCGCCCAUCGCCUCCAUCUCCGCCGAAUACUCGAAUAAUUUGCCGCAGCCACCGAGCAAUCUGGCGCCUAGUCCGAACCGAGAACCCAGGGGAUUCUUGUGGGACACCCGCGCGGCAGCCUCGUCGAAGCGACCUCAUGAGGAUGCGUUUAGUCAUAGCGAGCGCCCACUCUACAAUGGCAUGCGGCCCGAUAACGACAGCUACCCCAGCGCGGACCGCAGGCCGUCGGAUGUUCACCGGGCGACGCUACUCAGCGACCGGGACGAAAUGGCAUACAAGCGGGCCAACGGGCGGAUGGCCACCAAAAUAUCUCCGGCCAUCUAA
Messenger RNA from Aspergillus niger, 1668 nucleotides. RefSeq lists its product as uncharacterized. The transcript is spliced from 2 exons. Lineage: Eukaryota; Fungi; Ascomycota; Eurotiomycetes; Eurotiales; Aspergillaceae. The record is from RefSeq and is a predicted model, not a curated record. The coding region runs from base 1 to 1668 and encodes 555 amino acids.